CGAACACUCUUGCCUCUUACCCUACCUCCUUCAUCUCCUUGUCACUACGACAGCUUGGGAGCGGAUGGCACACAGACAGCGCAUCUGCAUGUGAUCGAGCGCUCUCGACGAUCAGACGCUCUUUACCAGGCCACCCUACCACAUUGUACCGUAUCACUCUUCCUUCCACGCUCGGCGCCAUGAUCCUCCCGCUCCUCCUCCUCCUCUUCAUCCCAACCCUGCUACUCAGCAUCUCCCUCCUCUCCCUCUUCCUCUACAUCGCUCUCUAUCGCGCUCCAUCCAUCACGCGCCGCACCUCGCUCCGCCGCUCAGCAGCGGUAGUAGUCCUAGGCGAUGUGGGUCGCUCUCCCCGCAUGUGCUAUCACGUCGAGUCCCUCGCCGAUCAGGGGUGGAAGGUCAGCGUCGUGGGUUAUGGCGGGUCGGCAUUGCCGAAUGCGAUCCAGAGGAGUAGUGUGCGCUUUCUCAAGCUGAGAGAGGUGCCCAAGUGGAUCGCAGGACUGCCUAGGCUGGCCUUUGUGCUGGUUGCGCCUUUCAAGUUGGUGUGGCAGAGUGUGGGCUUGUUCUGGAAUGUGGCCAUGCUCGUGAGCCCUCCGCCGGAGGUCAUCAUCGUUCAGACUCCCCCCGCACUCCCCUCUUUGGCUGUCAUCCGGCUUUGCUCCCUCCUCCUCUCAUCGCGCGUCAUCAUCGAUUGGCACAACCUCGCAUACACCAUCCUUUCGCUCCGGCUGGGUACCACUUCUCCUGUUGUCAAGCUGGCUCGCAUGCUCGAGCGCUGGAGCGGCCGAAAAGCCUUUGCGCACCUCUUUGUCACCCACGCGAUGCGACGUCAUCUGGAGGCCGAGUGGGGACUGGAGGGGCACAAAGAAGUACUGCAUGAUCGCCCGCCUAAGCACUUCAAGAAGUGCUCGACUAGAGAGGUCCAUGCUCUUUGGAAGGGGCUGGGACCUCGCUUGGAGAAGGGAUUGGAGAGCUGGUGGCCAAGAUGGGAUGCGAAGAAGGGGACUUCUACGCCUUUCACGACAAUGAAUGCCGCAGGACAGGCAAUGCUGCGAGCGGAUAGGCCGGCACUGGUCGUCUCGUCUACUUCGUGGACUGCGGAUGAGGAUUUUGGGCUGCUGCUGCGAGCAGCACAGCUGUACGAGAAGCGGGCGAGGGAAGUCAACAGCAGAAGCGAGCAAGGGAGGGUUCACUCCCCUUCACCGUACUCAGAGCAGCAAGUCUUUUCCUCGUCACCCAAGAAGAUGAACAGCAGCAGUAGUGUGGCUCCGGAGCGCCAUUCCACCUCUUUAAGCCUGGAGCUUCCCCCGGCCAACUCCACCACACCAGAGCGAGCAUCCUCCCCUCCCUACGACUCAAGCUCCUCUCCCCUUCCUUCUCCUUCGAAUCCUCGCGCGGCGCAUCGCAACAGAAGACCGUCGAUGCUCUCUAUGCCUUCUGGCUCUUCUUCACCAUCCCUCUCUACUUCGGGGGCAGGUCUCGCCUCCCAUCUCCCUAAUUUGCCCGCUUCCCACCUCCCCAAGCUCCUCAUCAUCGUCACCGGCAAGGGAGAGCUACGCGCGCAAUAUGAGCGCAAGAUAUCGCAGCUCGAGCAGGAGGAGGGCUGGCAGUACGUGCGUAUCCGAACCGCCUGGCUGGAGAACUGGGAGUAUCCCCUACUUCUCGGCUCGGCGGACUUGGGCGUCUCACUGCACUCGAGCUCUUCUGGCUUGGACCUGCCAAUGAAGGUUGUGGACAUGCUUGGCUGCCAUCUCCCCACUCUGGCGCUGGACUUUCCAUGUUUGGGCGAGCUUGUACAGCACGGAAGGAAUGGGCUCAAAUUCAGGGACGAGGAGGAGCUGAUGAGGGGUUGGGAGAGCUUGCUUGGGGAUUUCCCGUAUGAGGGGCAGUCCGGGCAGGAGGGUGGUAACUGGCUGGUGAGGGGCGGCGGCAUGCUUGAUCCCUUUGCAUUGGCGGGACAGUACAGUGAGCCUUCCGCUCAAGAAGACUCAGGCGGUCAGACGCCACGACAGUCGCUAGAGGUCAGCAGCCCGAUUGACGGCGAAGGGAGUCUCGACGAGCGUGCCAGUCUGCUGCACAGCCGGCCGAGGAGUGUUGAAUUCUCCAAGGGCGGUCUGCCUACUAGCACCAACUUCGGCCCUGCGGCCCUGACGUCGUCCGGUUCGACGUCCAGCUUGAGUCACCCUUCUUCUCCGUCGCCAGGGGCGAAUUGGAGGUACGCGAGUGGCAGCGGCAACCGAGGAUGGGUGGAUGAAUCGCAGGCGACAGCAACUAUGCACCCUCCCCGGCCAUCUACUCCUACGCCAAGCUUCACAAUGCUCGCGUCUCCCAUGUUGGCGUCGCACGCCAGCCCGCCACGCUCGGUCAACGGUGAGCACGGGGGAAGGGAAGGAGCAUCGAUCGAGAAUACGUGGGCAGCGAAUUGGAAGGCCAAAGUGCGGCCGCUGCUGCGACUCAAGCACGACGACGACGAUGAUGACGAGGAAGAAGAACAGUAUGCUGCAGCUUUCUCAGACGAAGACGAAAGCGCUGUCCUCUUCACCACCGCGGACCAGUUCGCCGCCGCAGCCACACCUAGCUCUUCUCCCGCCCGCAAGCUGGAAUGGGGCAGCGAAGCUCGAAAGCGUACCCCUCCGACGUCGGCAUUCAAAUCUCCCAAACAGCAGCGCAAGCAACGUCGCAUCCGCGGCGAUUCCGUCCACGGCCUCCUGUGGAGCGAGGAUUUUGGCCUCACACCUCUCGCCGGCGCAGGGAAGGCUGCUCCAGCGGAGGCGUAUGCGCAGCAGGAUGAGGAGGAUGGAGAGGAAGAUACACUGCUGAGUAGCUUGGGGAUUGUAGUCACUCGCACGCCCGGGCAGAAAGCGAGGAAGCAUAGCAGCCGGUGGGGCUCUAGGAGUGGAAUGGGCAUCUUCGGUGGGUCACCGAGGGGUGCAACGACGAAGUGGCAGGAGCAUGCGCGCAAGAGGUCAGAUGAGGACGAGACGGCCGAGGGGGAUGAGCUCAUGGGCUCCAAGCGUGCAGGCACUGGUGUCUCGCAUGCGGCCUCGUCUUCACUCGCUCAAGCCACGUUGGAUGGCUACUACCUGAGCUCCAACGAUCAGCGGCAACAGCAGCAGCAGCAGCCACUGCGCCAUCGAUCGGCCAAUAGCGCUGUGCGCUUGGGUAACGGUCGAGGCGGAGGAGGCGCGGGCAGUGUCGACGAAGGGACGAUACCUGAUAUCCGGUCCUCCGGCGUCGCCGUCUCGUCCGAGUGCCUCGAGGCUUUCCAGCAGCUCAAGCUGGGCAAGAAGCUCAAGUACAUCAUCUACACCCUCUCGCCCGACAACCGCGAGAUCGUCGUUGCCAAGACUUCGGACUCUUCCAACUACGACGAGUUCCUCAAGGAGCUUCCCCCCGCCGAAUGCAGGUACGCCAUCUACGACUUUGAAUACGAGAAGGGAGACGAGGGCAAGAGGAACAAGAUCUGCUUCUUCACGUGGUCGCCCGACGAGUCCAAAAUCAAGCAAAAGAUGGUCUUUGCCUCGUCCAAGGACGCACUUCGUAGAGCCCUCGUAGGCAUCUCGGCGGAGAUCCAGGGCACCGACUUCUCCGAAGUUGACCACCAGAGUGUUCUGGAGAAGGUAUCGCGAUCGACGUUCUAAAGCUGGAAUGGGAUGGGGUUAUUGGACCCGGUCUCGCACGCGCAAUGCCCACCGUUUCCCUCAGCUGCCUUGACCCUCCACG
Jaminaea rosea is the source of this 3720-nucleotide messenger RNA. RefSeq lists its product as hypothetical. The record is from RefSeq and is a predicted model, not a curated record. The coding region runs from base 180 to 3638 and encodes 1152 amino acids. Lineage: Eukaryota; Fungi; Basidiomycota; Exobasidiomycetes; Microstromatales. Gene Ontology annotation, cellular component: actin cytoskeleton; endoplasmic reticulum. Gene Ontology annotation, biological process: actin filament depolymerization. Gene Ontology annotation, molecular function: mannosyltransferase activity; actin binding. The transcript is spliced from 5 exons.